CUAAUAUAGACCCAACUGGUUUGUGGGAUAGGCAGGGGGAGAGGAGCCUGCGUGUAGCAGGACCUAGCGUUUUGUUGUUGGGUGCGUAGUGCCCAACUCUUUCAUAGAGAGAAUACUUAUAAGGCAGAUCUCGUUUCAAGAGAUGCGUGAACAAUCGAAGAAUGCAGGUAAUUCAGAGGCCAAUGCUGAGAUGUACAUGAAGUUCAUGAAAAGUCAUUGCUGCUAUGAGACCAUUCCAACCAGCUGUAAACUGGUCAUAUUUGACACAACACUACAACAAUAUUUUAUGUGCGGCCCCCUCAUUCCUGCUGUCCUAAAACAUGUCCAUGUCCAGGCCAAUAGUGAUAAGAGCUCUCUCUCUGUCUCUACUGUCCUCACAGGUUCAAAUGAAUGAGCUGGAGAGGCAUCAAAUUGGAACUUGGCGAGAUGUGCACCUGCAAUACUCCACCCACUGUCUUCACAGUAUCACUCCAGACGCCAGGGGAAUCUACUCAGCUCUCAGUCAAACCAACUCCUGUCACCUGGCUUUGUCUGAGUUGUUACUUUUGCUGAUAACUUUUUUAAUGAGUGAUAGACCAAGGAAAUUGAGGCUGGGAUUCAGUCAAUUACAGGCAUUGUUCAGGGUUGUGUUCAGUAGGGCACAAUGUAGCACAAUAUUUUUGCAACAUGACCCAGGAGUGGAUGUUGGUUGUGCUCUCCAGGGUUAGACACAGUGACUAUUGACACAGUGACUAGUCUCCCCUCCUCUCCUUUGCAGCCUCUUCGACGCCAUCUAUUCCCUACUGAGGUAUAAGAUCCACAGAUUGCCGGUUAUCGAUCCCGUGUCCGGAAAUGUCUUACACAUUCUCACACACACUCAAGUUUCUCCAUAUAUUUUACUCUACGCAGAACGAGACAGUCCCAAAACCCUGCUUCAUGCAGAAGACGAUCCAGGACGUUGGGAUCGGGACAUUCCGGAACAUUGCCACGGUCCAGCAGACGGCCUCAGUCUACGAUGCCCUAUCUCUGUUUGUAGAGAGGAGGGUCUCCGCACUGCCCGUAGUAAACGAGCAAGAAUUUGGCCGCCCAGAAGACAUACAACAACCUGAACAUGUACCAUGAGGAGGCCAUCCGACGGCGCUGCUGUUUCGUCGAGGGCGUGGUCAAGUGCCUCCCUGACGAGACCCCUGGAGACCGUCAUCGAUCGCAUCAUUAAGGCUGAGGUCCAUCGGCUGGUCCUGGUGGACAAAGAGGACGUGUGCAGGGGUAUCAUCUCUCUCUCCAACCUCUAGCCCCACCUCCCCGGCCCAGAGAUUUCAAGCAAAUCAAACUGAGAUCACUAGAGAACAAUGUGAAGUGGAUGAAAAGGGAGACCGUUUUCAAAAUGUCAUCGUACUGCUGUGGAGAGAAACAUAAUCCGCAACAAUCAACUGUAUCAGUUGAGUUCAAUAAAACACAAUAGUCCUUAGUUGCAUUUUAUCAAAUUGAUGAUGUAAGUUUGUGUUACUUUGUGUUGCGCUGAAUUUGUGCUUUAUUAAACAUGUUCUAAUCCA
This is a messenger RNA of Oncorhynchus nerka (sockeye salmon), 1532 nucleotides long. Its product is annotated as 5'-AMP-activated protein kinase subunit gamma-3-like. The transcript is spliced from 10 exons. Bases 143 to 394 code for a protein of 83 amino acids. Gene Ontology annotation, biological process: protein phosphorylation; regulation of catalytic activity. Gene Ontology annotation, molecular function: AMP binding; protein kinase regulator activity; protein kinase binding. Gene Ontology annotation, cellular component: cytoplasm; nucleus; nucleotide-activated protein kinase complex. The record is from RefSeq and is a predicted model, not a curated record. NCBI's taxonomy places the organism in Eukaryota, Metazoa, Chordata, Actinopteri, Salmoniformes, Salmonidae.